AUGGUUGGCCUAGGCUAUGGAAAUGAAGGGCUCUAUAGAAAGUUAACCAUUCCAGGGACAACAACAGCAUUGGGUGGCAGUGGUAGUAAUCCUAAUUAUACGGGCACUGACGCAAUUGUUGGUGCUGGUGGUGGCGGCAGUGUUAGUGUCGGUGGUGGUAGUGGUAGUGUUGUCGGAGCAGGUUAUGGAGGUUAUGAAAACUAUGAAAACUAUGGAAACUAUAGAACUGCAUCAGCAGCAGGAGCAGCGGCAGCGGCAGCAGCGGCAGCAGUAGGCGCUGGUACCAGUAUAGGAGGCGUCCCUGGAGUGUCUGAGCUCAAGUUAAAAAGAUUUUUAGAACAUAAUCAACGACUGCGAGAACAACUUGAAAUGCAUCGUGUGCCUGUCUCUGAAGCAAGUCGAAGUCUGAUCCAAUAUGCGACAAACACACAAGACCCACUCUUACCCAUCAUCUGGGGAGUUGUUGGACCUGAUCCCUUUGCAAAACAAUCAUCCAAAUGUUGCACCAUUAUUUAA
Messenger RNA from Lobosporangium transversale, 516 nucleotides. RefSeq names its product GGL domain-domain-containing protein. Gene Ontology annotation, cellular component: heterotrimeric G-protein complex. The record is from RefSeq and is a predicted model, not a curated record. Gene Ontology annotation, biological process: G protein-coupled receptor signaling pathway. The transcript is spliced from 2 exons. Lineage: Eukaryota; Fungi; Mortierellomycota; Mortierellomycetes; Mortierellales; Mortierellaceae. Bases 1 to 516 code for a protein of 171 amino acids. Gene Ontology annotation, molecular function: G-protein beta-subunit binding.